CAACCCUACACAUUGUUGUUGUCACCCACCAAAAUACCUUGGUCUCAAUAAUGCGUUACUCUCUGUGGUGCUCCAUUUUUGGGGGUCUUGUUGGAGGCGCCUCCGCCACCCAAGCAUCUCCAGCUCACGUGCAGGAGCUCAAGGAACGUUGGGGUGAAGAUUGGGCAUUUUCAGGCAUUACUACUUUUGGCCACUUGGAGCAUGUCCAUUGUCUCACCAAUCCCGACACGCCAUUUGACAUCGGGAUUAUUGGCACGCCAUUCGACACGGCCGUGAGCUAUCGACCUGGUGCGCGCAUGGGCCCGCGUGCCAUUCGCACCGCCUCUGCUCGCCAUAUCCCAUCGCGCGCCUUUCAUGCCGCAGCCCAAAUCAAUCCAUAUCAGUCAUGGGCACGCGUGCUGGACUGCGGUGAUAUCCCCGUCACUCCAUUUGACAACGCCGUCGCCGUUCAUCAAAUGACCGAGGCCUACCGGGAGCUGGGCUCCCGGAGGACAACCACCGGGACGGGCAAGCCCAAGCUCAUCACCCUCGGUGGAGAUCAUCUCGUGGCGCUUCCCGCCCUCCGAGCUCUUCGCGAACAGUACGGCGAGCCCGUGGCUCUCUUGCAUUUCGAUUCCCACCUUGACUCGCUGCAUCCCGAUCGGUACCCCUCAGCUUGGACUUCCAUGCAAUCUCAGUUUAACCACGGCUCCGUCUUCUGGAAUGCCAUGAAGGAGGGCUUAAUCUCGAACUCCUCAUCUCUACAUGCCGGUAUCAACACCCGUCUGAGUGGGAAUUCCUUCCAGGACCUAGAAGACGACGACAACCAGGGUUUCCUGCGCAUUGCCGCCGACGAGGUUGACACGAUUGGCGCGGCUGGCAUCGUCGAUCGCAUUCAUCAGCAUAUCCCGAAGGAUCAGCCAGUCUACAUGAGCAUUGACAUCGAUGUAUUGGAUCCCGCGUUUGCCCCGGGAACGGGAGCCCCUGAACCAGGUGGUUGGACCACGCGAGAGAUGAUCAAGAUCUUGCGGGGUGUCAUGGAUCUCAACAUUGUCGGAGCUGACAUCGUCGAGGUGGCCCCGGCCUACGACACUCCAGGGGGUGAAACUGCAUAUUUGGCGGCAAAUUUGGCGUACGAACUGGUCACUGGCAUGGUGGCCCGAGAACAGAAGUCCCGGGCGCCGGCGGGCGGGCAACGAAUGCCGGUAGGGAUGAUGCAAGAGCCCAACGAAUAUGAGGUGUGCUACCGCCUCAAUCCCGGCGCUGAAAACGUCCUCAAUGGGCUGUUGAAGCAAAUCAGCUAGCCAAUUCAUGAUAUGAGCCCGGUGGUGAAGGGUUCCGUCCUGUCGCCCUGAUGAGAUCCGGAACGGGCCCGCGUCGCAUCACAACCAUGUUUACAGGGUACCUUUAGCCGACAACAGGUCCGUCCGUACGGCCUUCUCAAAAGGUACUGUUGCAGCAAAUGAUGCCUCUGUCUUGCCAUGGGGUUCAGUACAGCGCAUAUCACAGGCGUAUAUGGUCAGCAUGACACGCAAUAAUUACGAUUUUCGUUUCUCAUUUCGUUUAUCUAAAUAUGAUGUAAUAGAAAAGGUGAACAUUCAUG
Molecule: messenger RNA, 1582 nt
Organism: Aspergillus eucalypticola CBS 122712
Lineage: Eukaryota; Fungi; Ascomycota; Eurotiomycetes; Eurotiales; Aspergillaceae
Product: agmatinase
Exons: 5
Coding region: 51-1283 (410 amino acids)
Molecular function (GO): metal ion binding; agmatinase activity
Source: RefSeq, a predicted model, not a curated record